This is a messenger RNA of Pseudovirgaria hyperparasitica, 721 nucleotides long. RefSeq lists its product as uncharacterized. The coding region runs from base 319 to 681 and encodes 120 amino acids. Lineage: Eukaryota; Fungi; Ascomycota; Dothideomycetes; Acrospermales; Acrospermaceae. The transcript has a single exon. The record is from RefSeq and is a predicted model, not a curated record.
GUCGUUGAGUCCCGACUAAUUAGAUAUUACAACGAGGUCUUUAGUGAUGACAGCGCACGAUGACAUCCCUGUCAUUAUUCAUUCAUGGCAUGAGAUCAUUUCCAUGUCUUCUUAUUUGUCACCUACCUGGCUGAAAUCAGUGACGGUAGACCACGACGCAAAACUUGGUGGAACAAACUAAUUCUCCUUUGCUAUGGUUUCCACGUCAAAUCGUAGCAAUCUGGCACUUUGAUAUUUGAUAAAAAUGUAUAUAUGCACCUCAUUCUUCUGCCCUUUGGCAAUAUGUACAUUCUCAUACUUCUCUCAUUGCUAUGAAAGAUGGCACCAAAGCCUAAGCGUACCGAUCUCAAAGUCAUCCAUAUUUUCCUUGUCCCAAUAUCUUUACUCAUUCUCUGUAUGAGUAUUGUCAUCAUUGUCAUAGCGGCCAAUACAUCGGACGCUGUGGAAUCGAUACGAAGCCUCCUGCCGUUCCCAACCGCCAACUACACGCCUGAGGACUCGAAAGGGCUAAUCGCUUGUGGGAUUGUUGGCGUGACAGCUGCUUGUUUUGUGAUUAUGAGCAUCUUGAACGGCAGACAGAUGCAUGAAGGGCAUGCUAUGAAUGACAACGAUGCGGACAAAGAGCGAGUGAGUAGAGAUUGUGAAUCCAAGUUACUUCCGGCCUCGAUGGAGAAUGCGUAAGGUCAAUUGAGUCUCAUUACCAAGCAGUUGUUGAGUCAAC